AUGUCGACCGAUGAUUGGACGCAAGAACUGGACAAAAUGUUGAUGAACAUUGAACUCCAGGCGAUGUCUUCGCUACGAAAUAUUAGUAACUGUUUCGAACAAUCAGGUCAAUCGUUCCACGAAGCACAUCAGACAUAUUGUCUAAAGCGCUCAAUUGACAGAUUAAAUGAAGUUUAUUCCAAAUUUGAAUGUGAAUUGUCGUUCAGUAAUCGUCAAAGAGGAAGUGUCGCUCCAAUUUCAACCGAUAAUAACAACUCAAAUGCAAUUAUUAAAAUCAGCAAUGAUGAAGACUCAGAUGAAAGACCUAGCACCAGUUCGCAACCAUCCAGAGAGACUGCGUUUCGAAAUGUUGAUAGUGAGAUUAAAACCGAGGAUGAUUAUAAUGAAAGCGAUGAUCAAGCUUUUGUCGGGGGAAUACCCAAUGUGGAAACAAAAGAAGAGGAUAUGGAAAGUGAUGAGAUUCCGAUAGUUCGUGUUUCGGCCAAUCAACUGACCCGUGCAUAUAAGAUAGAGUCAAACUGCUCUGAACGUGUCAAAAUCGAAAGUGACGAAGAUCAUAACAAAGAAAACAUUGAAAAUGUAGCGAAGCGUGUACGAUCGAAUUCUGCGAAUAUUUUAGAUAAAAUUGGUGACAACAACGAAACAAAUCUAUGUGAACCAUACGGGAAGAAAUCAGGAGUAUCUCAGGGAAGAGUCGAAUCGAAAGAUGCAAGUUGCGAAAUCAGUGAAGAAAAUAACGCAAACAAGACGAACGAAGUGAACAUUUCCAAAGCUGCUGUUGAAAUGAAUUUAGCAAGAAAAUUGUGGCCAGAUUGUGACGAGGUACUCAUUAACAUUACCUUCAAUGGUAGAAAAAUUGCAAACUGCAGCGAAAUAUUCAAGCGAGAAAUAGUUUAUUUCGAAGGCGUGUGCUUCAUGGCCAACUCAAUUUAUUUUUAUGAUUUAGAUUGGGAAAAAUUGCCAUUGACCUUCUACAAAGACGGUGCAAAAUUAAGUUUUGAAGUAAUUCAGCAUUGGGGUUAUAGAUAUACGGUUUCAGUGCAUAGUCCCGAUGAAUUUCCGAAUGUAUUGAUGAAGUCGAUUCUGCGUUUUGAAUUAUAUAAGGAGCAAAAAUGGGAUGUCAGAGUGAUGACAACUCAAGUAAAAAAUUCGGAAGAUGUUCGAGAUGUCUCGUUUGAGACGCGAAACUGCCUAUUUUCGGAUGAACGUUGGCCUGAUGAUGCAUCUUUACCUUAUAGUACUGUCUCGUGUUGGAUUUACUUGCGGGUCUAUUUUGAGCUUGAACUGUGCAAUUGUACACUACACUUUGCACCGAUUGAAUACAAAGAUUAUUACUGCAAUUACACGCAAAUGGAGUGCACCAAGGGCUAUUUUAUGGGACUUCUGGCAAAUGAAUAUCAUGAUGAAGUAGAACCGUGCCCUCAGACUUGCACCGAAAUGCACAUUGAUUUGGUGGGGUACAAUAACCAUUACAGGACCGAACCUUAUACUCAAUUCAAUGAAAGCGAUCCAGUAAUAGCGAUUUCGCCAUUUUCAAUUGAAGUGAUUAAUAAGCCAAAAGUGAUAAUGCGUGAAGUAUCGUUCAGCGAUCUCGACCUUGUUGUCACCAUUGGCAGCAUUAUCGGUCUAUUUUUUGCUGCUUCGUUUCUCAGUGUGGUUGAAACCAUUUAUAUUUGGAUUUUACGUAAAUUUUAAUUCACUUCAUUUGCGCGCAACACGCUCACACA
Molecule: messenger RNA, 1727 nt
Organism: Contarinia nasturtii (swede midge)
Lineage: Eukaryota; Metazoa; Arthropoda; Insecta; Diptera; Cecidomyiidae
Exons: 8
Coding region: 1-1695 (564 amino acids)
Biological process (GO): sodium ion transport
Cellular component (GO): membrane
Molecular function (GO): sodium channel activity
Source: RefSeq, a predicted model, not a curated record